CUUGAAGCCAGCUAUCUACUUGCCUAGUUCUUAACUAAAUCUUCCCUUCUUCGAGUUGACCAAGACUGCGCUGUUUUACUUUUGCAUAUAUUACAUUUUUUCCUCUUUUCCUUUGAUUGGAAAUACAUGAGUGGACAACUCUUUUCCUCUUUUUCAGCUGCCAAUCAAGAACAACAAACACGUAAAGAACACACUGAAAUUGUGGAUGGGUUUCUUAUUUUUCUUGAGGUUCUGUUGUUAUUUAUUGUUCUUAUGAUCCCGUUAAUGAGUUAAAAAAGUGUACAAGAGCUGUUCGGCUUUUUCCCUCAAAGAAAUUGGAGUUCUGGGCAGCGCUUGGUUUCUUGAUUUUUUGAAGCUAUGAUCAAUCUUGGAGAAAGGUGAAGAUUUCUUGGUUGCCCAUUGGCAUAUUGUGUAGAGAAUAUAGCCGGAUGGGCAGAACAAAGAAGAAAUUGUUGGACUUCAAUGAGGCAGUUCGGUCGUUGAAGAAGUUGUUGGAGGAGCACCCUCUACUUCCAUUUGUAAUUCCUCUGCUGUUUGUUCUUUGGGCCAUUGAGAGAUGGUUUUUCUCUCUAUCCAAUUGGGUUCUUCUUGCUGUCGCUGUGUGGGCUACAAUUCAGUACGGGAGUUAUCAGAGGCGACAUAUAGUGGAAGAUUUCAAUAAGAAAUUGAUGCAAGUGACACUACAGUCUUCGCCGGUAACACCUCUAGAGCACUGUGAAUGGCUGAACAAGCUAUUACUUGAAGUUUGGUCGAAUUAUGUCAACCCAAAGCUUUCAUUGCGUUUUGCAUUCAUUGUUGAGAGGCGCUUAAAGCAUCUAAAGUCGAAGUUGAUUGAAAAAAUUGAGUUACAAGAAUUUUCUCUUGGUUCACGUCCUCCUUUAUUUGGGCUACAUGGAACCCAUUGGGCAACUUCAGGUGAUCAGCGAGUCAUGCGCUGCAGUUUUCACUGGGACACGGAUGAUGUAAACAUUUUGUUGUUUGCUAAGUUGGCUAUGCCAUUAAUGGGAACAGCUCGAAUCGUUGUAAACAGCAUCCACAUCAAGGGUCAUCUUCUUCUGAUGCCAAUAUUAGAAGGUAAAGCUAUGACUUACUCAUUUGUAUCAACUCCUGACGUAAGACUCGGUGUUGCUUUCGGAAGUGGUGGAAGCCAAUCUUUACCUGCAACAGAGCUACCAGGUGUUUCUUCAUGGCUGAUCAAACUGGCCACUGAUACACUGAAUAAGAGGUUGGUUGAACCUCGACGUCAGUGUCUUGCUUUGCCAGCUGAAGACUUGCAGAAGAAAGCUGUAGGCGGUAUAUUAUAUGUCACUGUGCUAUCCGCUAGUAAACUUUCUGGUAGCAACUUGAAAGGCUGUGCUUCCACAAAGCACAUUAAUUCUUCAGAAGAUACUUAUACAGAUGAUCCUGUCAACAGCAAAGAGCUUCAGACAUUUUUAGAGAUCGAACUUGGGGAAUUAACGAGGAGAACAGAUGUAAGAGCAGGAUCUAGCCCUAAGUGGGACACAACAUUCAACCUGAUCCUACAUGACAAUGCAGGAAUUCUCAGAUUCCAUCUCUACGAACGCACUCUUGGAAAUGUAAAAUAUGACUUUCUUACAAGCUGCGAAAUUAAGAUGAGAUAUGUCCCUGAUGACUCAACCAUAUUUUGGGCCAUUGGGCCAAAUUCAACCGUGAUUGCCAAGCACGCCGAGCUUUGUGGAAAAGAAGUUGAAAUGACAGUUCCGUUUGAGGGCGUUAAUUUAGGAGAGUUGACUGUGAGGCUUGUACUCAAAGAGUGGCAGUUUUCUGAUGGUUCACAUAGCUCGACCAAUGUUAGUGCAAGCUCUCGUCAUUCACUGAGUGGGGGAUCUAAUUUUCUUCCCAGAACUGGAAGGAGAAUCUGCAUAACUGUGGUUGAGGGCAAGGACCUUGUUGUGAAGGACAAAAUUGGGAAAUCUGACCCUUAUGUUAAACUACAGUAUGGGAAGGUUAUGCAAAGAACAAAAGCUGUCCCACAUUCUCCCAAUCCAACAUGGAAUCAGAAGUUCGAAUUUGAUGAAAUAGGAGGUGGGGAGUAUUUGAAGGUAAAAUGCUAUACUGAAGAAACAUUUAGCGAUGAGAGCAUUGGUAGUGCUCGGGUGAACUUGGAAGGUCUUCUAGAAGGUUCCAUAAGAGAUGUAUAUAUUCCCCUUGAAAAAGUUAAUUCUGGAGAGUUGCGGCUUCAGAUAGAAGCACUGAAAGUUGAAGAUAACGAAUCUUCGAAGGGUUCACAUGGAUCUUUCGCCAAUGCUUGGAUUGAACUAGUUCUAAUUGAAGCAAGAGAUCUUGUGGCUGCUGAUCUCCGUGGAACGAGUGAUCCCUACGUGAGGGUACACUAUGGAAACAUGAAGAAAAGUACUAAGGUUAUGUACAAAACACUGAAUCCACAAUGGCAUCAGACCUUAGAAUUUCCUGACGAUGGUAGUCCCCUCACGUUGCACGUAAAAGAUCACAACACUCUGCUACCCACAUCCAACAUAGGGGACUGUGUGGUCGAGUAUCAGAUGUUGCCUCCCAAUCAGAUGGCUGACAAAUGGAUACCGUUGCAAGGAGUGAAACGGGGCGAAAUCCACAUUCAAAUUACAAGAAAAGUCCCGGAACUGGAGAAGAAGCCAAGUGUAGAUUAUGAAUCAUCCCCAACUACUGUUCGCCAUCAGAUUUCCAAUCAGAUGAAGGAAAUGAUGAUCAAGCUUCGGUCUCAGGUCGAUGAGAACGAUCUUGAAGGGGUUUCAAAGUCGCUGACUGAGCUUGAAAGCCUUCAUGAUACUCAAGAAGAGUUCAUGGUCCAACUUGAGACUGAACAAACUCUCCUAAUCGACAAAAUUAAUGAGCUUGGACAGGAAAUAUUUAACGCGUCGCCUACCUUGCACAGAACUGCUACCAUUCCUUGACUGGGGUCGGAUUUUUCCUCGCACAAAUUCGUGUGAUAGGUGAUAGAAAAAGCCUUCAAGUCUUUAGUUGUAUUGUGUAUAGUAUGUUUAAGAGAAUUGUGCAUAAAGCUUGCACCAUAUCUGGUUCUCUCCCUCUGGCAAUUUGCUAUAUCGCUGUACCUGUUUACUUCUUCUUUUUUUGGCCAAAAAUAAUAAAUGAAAUAGCAUAACAUAAAUGAAGAUUUUCA
Messenger RNA from Sesamum indicum (sesame), 3136 nucleotides. RefSeq names its product C2 domain-containing protein (gene ATSYTF). Lineage: Eukaryota; Viridiplantae; Streptophyta; Magnoliopsida; Lamiales; Pedaliaceae. The record is from RefSeq and is a predicted model, not a curated record. Gene Ontology annotation, molecular function: lipid binding.